UUAGUCUUAACAAAAAUGGGUCCAGCGAAUGCAAGAUUGAAUCCAGUUGGGGCUGCUGCAUGCUUUGCGUUUGGACUAUGUAUGGUGAUUUAUGUGUUUGGAUUUCCAGAUUGGUUUCAGAAGGAGCAGAAGAUAAGUUUGAAGGAACUUUUAUCAGUUAGCAUCGCUCUUGUUGAGCGAGGUGGGACUCGGGUACGCGAGAUACGUGAACGUAACACGUUGGCAGACAGAUCAAAAGGCAAAACGAAGGAAGGAGCAGAUGAAGUACUCACAGAAGGCGAUAUGGAGUCUCACAGAGCAAUUGUAUAUGGUUUUGCUAAGACUUUUCCCGGACUUCAGGUUAUUUCUGAGGAGUCAGAUAUUAGGCCUGUUAGCUUUAAGCUGAUAGAAAAUGUUAAUUCAAAAAAUGAGGAGGUGGACAAAUUAAUUAAGAAUGACAUGUCUGUGCCAUUUCACAGUGUGGCUGUUUGGGUUGACCCUCUAGAUGCUACACAAGAAUACAAAGAAAAUUUGCAGAAGUUUGUGACAGUUAUGAUAUGUGUGGCCGUCAAUGGGCAACCAACAAUUGGAGUUAUACACAAGCCAUUUGAGAAAAAAACAGUUUGGGCUUGGGUUGGUACUGGCCAUUCAUCAAAUCUUAAAAAAGUAGAAAACAACAGGAAAGAGGGUGACCCCCACAAUAUCAUCAUAUCUCGAUCCCACACAGGAGAUGUGGCAGAAAGUGUCAGGAAAAGUUUGGGAAACAACACAAAUAUUAUCUAUGCUGGAGGAGCAGGUUUUAAAACACUGGAAAUUGUGGGAGGAAGAGCAGAUGCUUAUGUGCAUACCACACGAAUAAAGAAAUGGGAUAUAUGUGCUGGAAAUGCUAUUUUGUCUGCAUUUCAUGGAAAAAUGACUACACUUGAGGGUGCAUUUAUUGACUAUUCCUCUCGGAAAGAAGUGAAAAAUAAUGAUGGAUUAUUAGCAACUCUGUUUGAUCAUUACAAAUAUUUAGAACAGCAUAUAGCCAAACCAAUGGAACACAACAAGGAUAAAAGUUAGUGAAAUCAACAGUAUUAAAAGAUUUUCUAGUUUUAUAGUUAUUAGGAGUGGGCCAGUCUUUUUUGUCAAAAGUGUACAUACAUUAUCAAUAAUGUCCUAGUUGUAUACAUGUUUAAUAAUAAUGACCGAGUAGUUAGAAAUUGUAAUUAAAUGCAAAAAUUUUGAUGGAGAAGAAUGCAAACAUUUUUUUCUUUAGCAAAUGGAUAUGCUGAUUCUGAUACAUAUAAUUACAAAAUCUCCUGAGGAAAAAGGAAAAUUGGGUUCAUUAAAAUGUACUUGUAGUUUGGGGACAUUGAUAACUCUACCUUUAUAUUGAAUCAAAACAAUGAGUAGGCUUGGGCAGAAUGUUUACAGGAGUAAAUUUUGAUAUGAAUGGAAUUUAAGGUAGGUUUCAUGCCACACAUUUUUGCAACUUUUAUCUAUUCUAAGAAAGUGUGUCUUGUGUGGUCUUUCAAGGUCUGCCUGUAAUAGAUAUUCAAAUAUUCAUGAGGUCUUUGUUUAUCAACAUGAAGGCUUAAUGCGUUA
Molecule: messenger RNA, 1566 nt
Organism: Saccostrea echinata
Lineage: Eukaryota; Metazoa; Mollusca; Bivalvia; Ostreida; Ostreidae
Product: inositol monophosphatase 3-like
Exons: 5
Coding region: 16-1041 (341 amino acids)
Biological process (GO): phosphatidylinositol phosphate biosynthetic process
Cellular component (GO): endomembrane system
Molecular function (GO): 3'-nucleotidase activity
Source: RefSeq, a predicted model, not a curated record